AUGGCAAUCGCGCUGGCAGAGGCAGAUAAGUAUGAGAUACUGGAGAAGAUUGGGUGUGGUUCAUUCGGCAUAAUUCGCAAAGUGAAGAGGAAAACAGAUGGCUUCAUAUUAUGUCGCAAAGAGAUCAACUACAUCAAAAUGUCCCAGAAGGAGCGGGAACAACUGACAGCCGAGUUCAACAUCCUAAGCUCCCUCCGACACCCGAACAUUGUCGCCUACUACCAUCGCGAACAUCUGAAAGCGAGUCAGGACCUCUAUCUGUACAUGGAGUACUGUGGCGGGGGUGAUCUCAGUAUGGUCAUCAAGAACCUCAAGAAAACAAACAAAUACGCGGAGGAGGAGUUCGUUUGGCGUAUAUUGUCCCAGUUGGUGACAGCUCUCUACCGAUGUCACUAUGGAGCCGACGCGGCUGACGUAGGGUCCAACAUACUUGGCCCUGCCCCAAAGUCAUCCGGAUUGAAGGGAAAGCAGGCUCAGAUGACAAUCCUGCAUCGCGACCUGAAGCCGGAAAACAUUUUCCUCGGCAGUGACAACACGGUCAAGCUGGGAGACUUCGGCUUGUCGAAGCUGAUGAACUCCCAUGACUUUGCGUCCACCUAUGUCGGCACGCCCUUCUACAUGUCGCCGGAGAUAUGUGCUGCUGAGAAGUACACAUUGCGCUCUGACAUCUGGGCAGUCGGUUGCAUUAUGUACGAGCUUUGCCAACGAGAGCCACCGUUCAAUGCCCGUACACAUAUCCAACUGGUGCAGAAGAUUCGCGAGGGAAAAUUCGCUCCUCUGCCCGAUUUCUACUCGCCAGAAUUGAAGAACGUCAUCGCUAGCUGUCUGCGUGUGAACCCUGACCACCGGCCCGAUACGGCAGCCUUGAUCAACCUCCCCAUAAUUCGUCUUCUGCGCAAGGAGAAGGAAGUUGUUGACCUUGGAAAGUCUCUCCGCAAGCGGGAAGAAUCUACUCUACAGAAGGCACGAGAUGUCGAGCAGGCUUACGCAAAACUGGAGAAGGAGAAACAACAGAUCAAAUCGGACCUGGAGAACUCUAUCCGCCGAGAGUGGGAAGUCAAAGCGAGGCUUGAAAUUGAUCGCCAGGUGCAAAACGAGCUGGACAAGCUUCGCAAGAGAUUCGAAGCUGAAGUACAGGAAAGAGUUGCCGUGGAGCUCGAGAAGCACAAGAGGUACAACUUCAGAGAAGAUUCCGGUUUUCGAUCCAGCACUCGCGCCUCCCAGUCAUCAGCCAGCAAUGCAGAUGACACCGAUUUCCCCUCCAGCACUGAUAUUAGCCAGUUGUCCAUGGAGUCGCCAGGGAACAAACCGGUGAAGAAAGACCGCACGCCGUUCAAUCGUUCAAAAACCGUGGUCGAGUCGCCUGUCGAUGUGCAGAUGGCUGAGCCGUCCCCCAUGUCUAUUGCAUCGCUUUCUCUGUCACCUCGUCGGACAUCAUCUUCGGGGAAGAACAUUUUCGCCGAAGCAGAGCGAAAGCGAGCCAAGUGGGAGCCUACUCUGGUCUACUCCGACGACGAAGACGAUACCCCUGAUUUACCUUCACCGACUCGGCCCAAGGUGAAGCCCGACCCUUUCAAGGCCCCGUCCCGACCACUACUACGUCAGAACACGGCCGCUCUCAUGCAGAAGCUGAGCACACAACCGCCGCUAUUCCCAACUAACCAAUCGAGGCUUCCCCAAAUGUCUGGCCCCGGUCACUCUGACUCCCGUAGUGGAGAACCCAAGGCCAGAUCGCCUCACCGACGGCUCUCAAAGAUUCCAUCCUCGGCCAAUUUGGCAGCCGAUGCCGGGUCACCAACACGGAAGACUGGCAAGCAACUUCCCUCUAAAGUGAACGGAGGGGGCGAGGAGAUGUUCAAAGCUGUAAUGCAGCGCAACAUGGGCGGCAGGACUCUCGUGGAGCUAGCUCAAGCUCGUGCUGGCGGUCGUCCGAUCGAUGAUCUCAAGCGGUGUGCAAGCGAUUCUCGUGCAGCCUGUGCAGCUGGCUUGAAGUCCUCUCCUGCCGAGCGUGAUCCGCCUGCUGUGUGGGAUCCCGAAAAAGAUGAAAUGCCUAGCCCAUUCCUUGCUCGGGGUAGAAAGGUCAUCCGCAACCUGAGGUGA
This is a messenger RNA of Aspergillus terreus NIH2624, 2100 nucleotides long. It is a transcript of the gene nimA, whose product is annotated as serine/threonine protein kinase nimA. Gene Ontology annotation, biological process: chromosome segregation; protein phosphorylation. The record is from RefSeq and is a predicted model, not a curated record. Gene Ontology annotation, cellular component: nucleus; cytoplasm; centrosome. The transcript is spliced from 3 exons. NCBI's taxonomy places the organism in Eukaryota, Fungi, Ascomycota, Eurotiomycetes, Eurotiales, Aspergillaceae. The coding region runs from base 1 to 2100 and encodes 699 amino acids. Gene Ontology annotation, molecular function: ATP binding; protein kinase activity.